AGCGUGAGAGCGGGGCGCCGCGGUUUCGGUUGGCUGAGAGAGAAGUCGCCCGCAGCCGCUGUAGAGAGCGGAGGUUCUCAGAUGCCUGAAGGGGUACCGUUUGUUGUCCAGACUCCCUAGUUUCUUUCUAAACGGGAUUUAAGUUUCUCUUAAGUGUGAGGACCGCGAAGGCUGCAGUCUCCAGGCCCAGAGACGCUCACUCCACUUCCCACCUGUGCAGCUGCUGGGACACACCCCCGCAGCCAAGGAUCGGAGGAGGGUCCAGCUCUCAGCACAGUGUCUUACAAGACAGGCAUUCUGACGGGCACAGAGACCAGGGGCAGUUGCGGCCCUGACCCCCCCCAGAGAUGUGUGUGGGAGGCUGUGGGAGGGACAACGUACACGUGGGGCCUGUCCUGCUCGCCACUUCCUCCUCCUCCCUCCCCAGUCCCCAUCCUGCCCCAGGAUGCCAGCACUCUCCCCCGCUGUUUCCUCCCAGGCCAUAAACGCCGACCUGGGACCAUGAGCUUAUACAGAGAUCGAACGCUGCACUGCACCACUGAGAUGCUGGAGGUGGAGGGGGGCCCUGCCAGCUUUAGCUCUCAGCCACCCCCCUUGCAAAACACCCUUGUCCAACAGCCUCCAUCAUCCCACCACUCUGCCUACCGCCUCCCCAACGGUCACGUCCCCGUUGAGCCACCUUGCCCUUCCCGGGUGUCGGUUCCCAAAAUGGGGGUACGAGCACGCAUUGCUGAGUGGCCCCCCCGGCGGGUGCAGUCACGAGAGUCACUGCUGGAGAAUGGGCAGAACGGGCAGCCAGGGUCAUCACUAGCACGUGGAGGCGUGGCCCGACUGCCUCGCCGGCGUUCCAAAGAUGUGGAGUUCCGGGAUGGUCUGGGUGGCAAUUCACCCUCCCCAUUCCGGGCCUUUGUGCCACUGCGCCAGCGGUCCAGCAGUGAAGUGACACUGAGUGAGCAAGAUGAAGCAGAAGCAGAAGCACGGGCAGGUUUAUUUCGUGAGUACGGAAGCACUUCAUCCAUCGAUGUGCAGGGCAUCCCCGAGCAAAGCUUCUUUGACAUGCUGAACCAGUUUCACAAGGAGCGCCCAGACCAGCGCAGCACUGCGCCUGCUCACCUAGAAGAACUUCUGCGGGCCGAGGGCACACCUGAGGCAUCGUCCUCUCAGACAUCAACCACACCCCAGCCCCUUGCCCCCACACCAAGACCUGAUGAUGGAACUCUCGGACGGGCAGAGAACAGAGUGAGGAAGAAGAGUGGUGGCACCGAAUCCUCACUCGGAACGUCAUCACUCUUCCGCAAGCUGCGUAGCUCAAGCCGGGGUGAGGCAGAGGUUGGGCGGGGUGAGGCAGAGGACAGUCGGCCGCUGGAGCCGGGCAAGCCCUGGCAGUGCCCAAAGAGCUUUGUACACUAUGAUGUGCAGAGCAUCCUGUUUGACUUACACGCUGCAGCCACCCAGCGUGCCUACGUUACCCAGCGCCGGAACACGGCCACAGGAGCCUCAGCCGCUUCAACGGUGUCACUGGCUGUUUCACGGGCCAUGGCACUGGGCGGGAUGGAGCCUGGCUUUUGCAGCACAGAGGACCUACGCUGCCAGGAGCAACCCUCCAUGCCAGGCCUCGAUCCAGGUGACUCAGUCAGCAGCAGCCAGCUCCUGCUCAGCUGCCCACACUUUCUUAAUGAGACAGGCGGCUACAGCGAACGCAAUGUCAGCUUCUUGAGUUCGUCAGGUGGCCACGGUGACAACAGUGGCUGCGCAAAGCCCGCUUUCAGCAUGCGCUGUAGCAAUGCCAGCGUGUCAGUGCUGGAGGUAUCACCAGAGCAGCAGCUGACCCGCCUGGAAAGACUUAAACACUAUAGCAUCGAGCUGGUGGACCUGGGAGCGCGCUACUACCGGGACUACUUCCAUGGCCGAGAACACUCAAACUACUUUGGGACAGACGACAAACUGGGUCCGGUGGCGGUGAGCAUCCGGAGGGAGAAGCUGGACGACACCAAGGACCUCAAGGACCAAUAUCAAUAUCGCGUCAUUUUGCGUACCUGUGAGCUGGUGACACUACGGGGAUCCAUCCUGGAGGAUGCAGUGCCCUCGACGGCACGACACAGCACGGUGCGGGGGCUGCCGUUGAAGGAGGUGCUGGAGUACAUAGCGCCUGAGUUGAAUGUGUCUUGCCUGCGCUUGGCCCUCAGCACACCCAAGGUCACAGAGCAGCUGCUUAAACUGGAUGAGCAGGGGCUGAGUCAGAAACAUAAGGUGGGCAUCCUGCUGUGCCGUGCAGGUCAGAGCACAGAGGAAGAGAUGUAUAACAACGAGGAGGCCACGCCUGCUUUUCAUGCCUUCUUGGAUCUCUUAGGAGAGCAGGUGUCCCUGCGAGGCUUCACCAAGUAUGCCGCACAGCUGGACACUAAAACGGAUUCAACUGGGACACACUCCCUCUACACCACCUACCAAGAUUAUGAGAUCAUGUUUCACGUCUCCACCAUGCUGCCCUACAUGCCCAACAACCCCCAACAGCUCCUGAGGAAGAGGCACAUUGGGAACGACAUUGUCACCAUCAUCUUCCAGGAGCCUGGAGCACUUCCCUUCACCCCACAAAACAUCCGCUCUCAUUUUCAGCAUGUUUUCGUGAUUGUGCGUGUGCACAACCCUUGUUCUGACAACGUCUGCUACAGUGUGGCAGUGACACGCAUGAAGGAUGUACCUCCAUUUGGACCACCCAUUCCUAGUGGAGUGACUUUCCGUGAUCCAGAAGUGUUUCGAGACUUCCUGCUGGCCAAGGUUAUCAAUGCAGAGAACGCGGCACACAAGUCAGAGAAAUUCCACACAAUGGCCACGCGCACACGGCAGGAAUACUUGCGUGACCUGGCUGAGAACUGUGUGAGCAACACGCCGCUGGACUCAGCUGGCAAGCUCAAUAAUCUAAUCUCCCUUGCCUCCAAGAAGCGGGAGCGGGCACGAGCCCGUGAGGGGGCAGAGUUGGGUGCAGCGGGUGCAGUGGCCUGGCGUGUCUGGGCCCAGGACUUCAGUGGAGGUGGGGUAGAGCUAGCCUGCAUGCUAGGCAUUUCUGCAGAGUACGUCUUGCUGGUCGACUGUACCACCAAGGAAGUGGUGUUCAACUGCUUCUGUGCUGACGUCAUUGGCUGGACCCCAGACCGGGUAGCCAUAAAGAUCUUCUAUGGUCGGGGGGACCACAUCGCUGUAAGGGUUCCCGAAAGCCGUGCCCAGGACAUCCGAGAAGUUGUUCGUCGGCUUAAGACACUGACUGUGGGAUGUGAGACAGUGGACAUGACUCUGCGUCGUAAUGGCCUGGGGCAGCUUGGUUUUCACGUACGCUUGGACGGCACUGUGGCAGAGGUGGAAGAGUAUGGCUUCGCCUGGCAGGCAGGGCUGCGGCAGGGCAGUCGGCUGGUGGAGAUCUGCAAAGUGGCCGCUGUCACGCUCUCCCAUGAGCAGAUGAUCGACCUUCUUCGCACCUCCGUCACGGUCAAGGUGGUCAUCAUCCCGCCGUACGACGAGGGUGGCCCACGCAGGGGUUGUACGGAGGAAUACGAAAUGAAGACCAUGGAGGCAAAGCCAGAGCCAGAGCCACUGGCGGCAGGGUACCGGCCUUCUCAUCGUGCACCUGCCUGGCGUUGGGACAGUCCGCCUACUGCCCUCAGUGCCCCACCACCCCAGCGCUGGACCCCAGUGGGACCUCCACAGCCCAUUCCCCGGACCCACAAAGCACUGGCACCCAUCCCAUACAGAGAGCCACAGCACCUGUCUAGCAAGAGGCCAGUGAGCUUCCCUGAGAACCAUUACAGCCUGGCUCCUGCAGGGGGCGACAGAGUGGUUCCCUACCGCAACCCCUCUGCCAGUUUCUCUACCCCUGGCUCUGGGCUCACCGCUGCUGGGUUAGUUGGCCCUGUUGUGGGGGGGCCUUUUGUGCGGUACAAGCCCUCACCUGACAGGUACAGCACCCCACAGCGCCCCCUCGUGGGCUAUGAACCGCAUUUGAACCUCGACAUGACAUCAAGUGGGGAUUCAUCCUCUGGGUUUGCCAGCCAGGACAGCACCAUAGAGAGGGUCAAGACAGAGCCCCUGUGGCAUGUGCCAGCAUCAUCUCGGGGACCCCCGUUAGGUGGAGGCGGGACACAGAAGCGCCCGGGCCGACAGGACCCUCAGGGGAAGGACUCUCCCAACCGGCACUCAAAGAGUGAGGCCCAGUACUCAAGCCAUUCCAGCAGUAACACACUCUCCAGCAAUGCCUCCAGCAGUCACAGUGAUGAGCGCUGGUUUGAUGGAGGAGGGGGUGCUGGUGCAGGUGGACUGAGUGACCCUGCUGAACCCGACCUGGACCUUGUCAAGGGAGGCUCCAGUGACAGCGGCAUCGAUGCCUCCACCCUUUAUGCUUCCAGUCCUAAUACAAAGCCUACAAAGCCAAGCCGCACCCACCCCGGGACCCCUCCAAAGCCCUUGCACAACUCGGCAACCUAUAGCGGUCUCCAAGAGCUGACUGGUCGGAGUGGAGAUGCCCGGAGGAGGGAGUCGUCCCCUGCCCUCGCAGUACCUUCUGGCCAGAGCAAGACCUACCGCACACGGACCUUCCCCCCUCCUGGAGCCAGUGCUGACACAUUCAAACCCAGGGCCUGCUACACUCCUCAAGGGUACAAGACCCCAUCAGCGGAGCAGUCACGCCCUGUGCGGGCCACCACAGUCACACCUACACUCAGUGUGUCCCAAGGGUCCAACUCAGCCUCCAAGUCAUCGUUUGGCAAAAGCAAACACGGAACUUGGCAGCACCGCGAGGAUUCUAGCAUCACCACGGGGACGGGAACCAGCACAUCCACUGCCAGUAGCUCAGACAGCAACAGCAGCAAGAAGCAGGUGGAUACCAACUCAAAGAACGUGUUUGGCCAGCCACGCCUGCGUGCCUCGCUGAGGGAUCUCCGUUCACCUCGCCGUGCUCACAAGAGCACUAUUGAGGAUGACUUGAAGAAGCUCAUCAUUAUGGACAACCCAGGAGAGGCAGUGCACAGGGAUGCGUCCCCUCGACGCACUCUCCAGCGCACUUUCUCGGAUGAGAGCCUCUGCAGCGGUCGGAGAGAUGCCAGCUUUGCAACCACCCCACUGUUCGACACCCCUGCCACUCCUAGUGACCUGCUCUUCACCUGUACGCUACCCACCCGGCGGCAUGCCCACGGCUCGUCUCAUACCUCCAUGAUCUCCAGUAAGAAGGUGCCGAUCUCCACCUCAGAACUGUCCUUGACGGAAGUUCGAGACAAGGUGCCCCCUUUGCGCCGCCUCGACCCUGGACUCAUGCCCCUCCCAGACACAGCCUGUGGCCUGGAGUGGUCAAGCUUGGUCAAUGCUGCCAAGGCUUACGAAGUGCAGAGGGCAGUGUCCCUCUUUUCCCUCAGCGAGUCGCAGAUAGGGGGUCCAGAGCUACGACUUGCUCCAAGCCCAGUGCACUUCCACACCCCUCAGACUCCCCGUACCACCCCUACAUUCAGUGAUGAGGUUGCCAGUGACCUUUCUGGGAGGCUGUACCACUUGGAGGUGAUGUUGAAGCAGCUCAACAGUGACCUGGAGAAGGAGAAACAGGACAAAGUGGCCCUACUGGCAGAGAUGGCCAAUCUGCGGGAGAACAACCAGCGUCUGCAGGAGGAGUCCCUCUCGGCCAGUGAGCAGUUGCGGAAGUUCAGUGAGAUGUUAACUGCCCAGGGGGAGAGGAAGUAAUUCCAGGUCCGAAAGGCCAUGCUCCUGCAGCAGCCCUGCCGUGCCUACCCAGUCUGGGUUGU
Scleropages formosus (Asian bonytongue) is the source of this 5777-nucleotide messenger RNA. It is a transcript of the gene sipa1l3, whose product is annotated as signal-induced proliferation-associated 1 like 3. NCBI's taxonomy places the organism in Eukaryota, Metazoa, Chordata, Actinopteri, Osteoglossiformes, Osteoglossidae. The coding region runs from base 502 to 5715 and encodes 1737 amino acids. Gene Ontology annotation, biological process: establishment of epithelial cell polarity; regulation of small GTPase mediated signal transduction; epithelial cell morphogenesis. The transcript is spliced from 22 exons. The record is from RefSeq and is a predicted model, not a curated record. Gene Ontology annotation, molecular function: GTPase activator activity; protein binding. Gene Ontology annotation, cellular component: Golgi apparatus; cytoplasm; plasma membrane.